AUAGCAUAGAUACUGAUACUAAGGACUUCAUCAUUAUUCCUCAUCUAACACCCUUCACUUAUGCUAUUAUUAUUAAUAAAACUGCCAAGGAAUUCCUUACCAAUACUAUCAUUAAAACUAUCAAUGAAAAAUUUGCUAGUGAUGACGCAUUCAAAGGAAUCAAUAUUAGACAUGUCAAUCUUACUUGA
Funneliformis geosporum is the source of this 188-nucleotide messenger RNA. NCBI's taxonomy places the organism in Eukaryota, Fungi, Glomeromycota, Glomeromycetes, Glomerales, Glomeraceae. The record is from the annotation of a GenBank genome assembly.